AUGAGUGAUGCCCAAAGACGUUCCUACGAGUAUUAUCAGAGGAAACGAAUGAAGUCUCCGCUGUACAGAUUUCGAGUCUGGUGGAAUAAGAACAAGAAGAAGAAGAAGGCCGACAACGCGUCGUUGGAAGAUAUGAAUGUUCAGCUGGCUUGGUAUGCAGCUGCCAUAGUCAUUGGAGUGGUCGGUGCCACCUAUGCAUCGGUUCCGUUGUACAAAGUCUUUUGCCAAGCUACUGGAUUUGGAGGGACGACGCAACGAGUACAGGUGGGUGAACCAGCUGAGCCUCCUACAUGGUUGGAAAAACAACUCAAAUCACUGGUACAACAGCUACCCCAAGGUGUAGUGCGCAAAGCACGGGUCCACACUUGGACCGACGAAGAUGCGGCCGCAAGGCUAUCGACACUGCGACCUGUAGCCAAUGCCGAGCUCAUUACGGUUCAUUUUGAUACCACAGUUGGAGAUAUCCUGCCCUGGACGUUUGAAGCGACCCAACCCAACGUCAAAGUUGUCCCGGGAGAAACUGCCCUCAGUUUCUUCCGUGUCACCAAUCAUUCGGACAAAGCCAUUACUGGUGUUGCAACCUACAACGUGCACCCACCAAAAAUGGGACUGUACUUUCAAAAGAUCCAGUGUUUCUGCUUUGAAGAGCAAAGGAUACUCCCAGGAGAGACUGUUGACAUGCCGGUGUUCUACUUUAUUGACCCAGAAAUGUUGGAUGAUCCUCAGGUUUCCUACAUUACAGAUGUGACUUUAAGCUACACAUUCUUUCCAACUGGAGAGGAUGAUGACAUUGACGACGAUGACGACGACGAGGAAUGA
Molecule: messenger RNA, 819 nt
Organism: Seminavis robusta
Lineage: Eukaryota; Bacillariophyta; Bacillariophyceae; Naviculales; Naviculaceae
Source: the annotation of a GenBank genome assembly